AUGGAAAACGUAACCCAAAAAUUGGCCUUCUUUCUACUUGGACUAUACUUGGACUAUACUUGGACUGUACUUGGACUACUUGGACUUGGACUGUACUUGGACUAUACUUGGACUGUACUUGGACUACACUUGGACUGUACUUGGACUAUACUUGGACUAUACUUGGACUAUACUUGGACUGUACUUGGACUGUACUUGGACUAUACUUGGACUGUACUUGGACUGUACUUGGACUGUACUUGGACUAUACUUGGACUGUAUAAAGCCUGCCUCUACUCUCUCACUCAGACUGUUGUUUUUCUUGUUUCAGUGUUCAAAGUGAAAGUGCUGAGUGCGACCGAGAGUUACUAUGACAAAUACGAGCUGCAGAUCACACAAGUCAUCAAACUGGGAGCUGAGGCGGGGAUUCUGGCCGGACAGAGCCGGACCUUCCUGUCUCAUGGAGCCUGCAGAGACAGACUCAAGCUGGUCCCAAACCAGGAGUACCUCAUCAUGGGCCCCAAAGACGACCAGUGGAACAUCGACAGCGCCACCAACACGUACGUGUAUCUGCUGGGUAAGAACACGUGGGUGGAGCGAUGGCCGUCUGAGGAGGAGUGCAGCGCCUCCCUCAGGCAGAAGUGUGAGAGUCUGAACGCUAUGGCCAACGAGCUGUCCACGAACGGAUGCCGACUGUAACUACGCAGUGUCCCUGAACGCACCACCACUGGAGCUGUCCAAUCACUCUGUGUUAUUAUUAUUAUUAUUACACAAAAUCCACAACAUUUUGGAGCUGUCUAUCAUGUUAAAAAAGUUGUGCCCUCAUCAAAAACCUGUCUGAAAAGGUUUUACAUCAUCAUCCAUGCUUGUUUGACUAAUAUUGUGAUCUCUCCUGAGCCUUAUUUGUACAGUGGUUAACCGUACAAACCUGUACAAGUAGAGUGAUCAGAAUUUCACAAUUGUAAACAGGGACACACCCGAGUCGGGAUGUUUGGUAUAAAUAAAACUGUGAAAAGAGCAGGUAACAUUGUGCAUUCUCCUGUUAGU
Molecule: messenger RNA, 1026 nt
Organism: Boleophthalmus pectinirostris (great blue-spotted mudskipper)
Lineage: Eukaryota; Metazoa; Chordata; Actinopteri; Gobiiformes; Gobiidae
Product: complement C3 alpha chain-like
Exons: 4
Coding region: 1-678 (225 amino acids)
Molecular function (GO): protein binding
Source: RefSeq, a predicted model, not a curated record